Messenger RNA from Corticium candelabrum, 831 nucleotides. RefSeq lists its product as uncharacterized. The coding region runs from base 1 to 522 and encodes 173 amino acids. The record is from RefSeq and is a predicted model, not a curated record. The transcript has 4 exons. Lineage: Eukaryota; Metazoa; Porifera; Homoscleromorpha; Homosclerophorida; Plakinidae.
AUGUCAAGCAAGAUUCCAGAUUGGGUUGCCUUGUGGCUUGUAGCGACGUCUCUGAUUUGCGCUUAUGAUGCUACAUUUGUGUUGCUACGACCAAGGACACUGGAGGGUGGCGAUCUCUCUUUUAUUUUUCCAGGACACGUCUACUAUACUACGAUCGACAUCAAGUAUGGGGAUAUGGAAGACCAAUUUGUGAUUGCACAAUCUAUACUCAAUUUGUUUGAGAUUAUACUCAACGUCAUCACAUUGGUCAUGCAUUGCAGAUCAGAUUGGCGAGCUCCUGUCGUUGCUUUCCUCGUGCAAGCGUUUACGUUUUGGAAGACUGUCUUGUACAUGAUUCAGUAUACUCCACUUUGCAACGGUAGUCAUCUAGUCGAGCAUCUCGACUGGUUGAAGUACACCGCACUGUUUUUGGGGACAAAUGGCUGGUGGAUUGUCAUUCCGCUGUUGAGCUUGUGGACUCUAUGGAAGACACUAUUAUCUGCUAUGGCGCCAUCUGCUGGCGAAACAGACAAGACUAAAUGAUAGGUGACAGUACAGUACUGUUUCGUUUACGGACUGAAAAUUGUAUGAUGAGUAAUUGUUCGAUGCACAAGUGAGUACACGUACUUGAGUACAUGUACUUGGAUGCAUAGUUCAAAUAAUAGAUAUGACAUUCCAGGCAGUUUGUGGUGACUUAUAUUUACUAUACACCAAGUAAUUUGACUGCUAUGUGAAUUAGUGAGUUUUUAAUAUUGUAGCACAUGAUUUGUUUGUUGCCUUUGUGACCAAGGUCAUUGUAGGAGAGAUUACAAUCAACUACAUACAUACAUAGUGGUCGUUUACUUGUAGCAC